This is a messenger RNA of Pseudoliparis swirei, 3437 nucleotides long. RefSeq names its product zinc metalloproteinase-disintegrin-like lachestatin-1. Lineage: Eukaryota; Metazoa; Chordata; Actinopteri; Perciformes; Liparidae. Gene Ontology annotation, molecular function: metalloendopeptidase activity. Gene Ontology annotation, cellular component: plasma membrane. The transcript is spliced from 22 exons. Bases 309 to 2618 code for a protein of 769 amino acids. Gene Ontology annotation, biological process: proteolysis. The record is from RefSeq and is a predicted model, not a curated record.
GGAUGCAGGGAAAGAAAAAAGUUUAAAAAAGAAGAAAAGUCCGCGUGCGCUCUGGUGAUCGACGCGCAGGUGAGGCUGUGCAUGCGCGCGGAGCGGAGCGCGCGGCCGUGGUCCUUCCUGCAUUCCGAGCGCAGGGGCGUGCUGGGGCCGGUCGAGCUGUUGUCUAUGAGGAAGUAGCUGUCACAGGUCCUAGGAGGAGAAACACGAGGGGGCGUGGCCUCACGCUGCGUGCAGGUAGACCGGACAUAAAAGUCCCGAUCCAGGUCUGGAGGCGGGGGGGCACCGAGCUGCUCAGAUCCAGUGAGACCAUGACGGGGACGCUGCUGCCGCUGUGGGUCCUCAUCCUCACCGCCUCGCUGCAGCCCGCAGAAAGCCACGGCCACGACUUUGAGGAGGUGAAGGCCUACGAGGUGGUCCGGCCCGUCAGGCUGCACUCCGUCAGCAGGAGACAUGCAGAGCAUCUCAGGCCAGAGACCGUCAGGUACGCGAUGACGGUGGGAGGACGACACAUCGAGAUGCGACUAGAAAGAAAUCGUGAACUGCUCCCCAAAGUCUACACGGAGACCUACUACCUCGCCAACGGGACUCGAGUCACCGCGGCGCCGGAGGACGUCGACCACUGCUACUACCACGGGAGCAUCGGGAACGACAGCCAGUCGUCCGUCAGCAUCAGCACCUGCGACGGCCUCAGCGGUUACUUCCGCGUGUCGGCCCAGAGGUACCUGAUCGAGCCUCUGUCUGGCGGCGACGAGGGCGACCACGGGGUGACGACUCUGGGCGACGGGGGGGCGUCCGCGCCCGCCAUGUGCGGCGUCACCAACACCAGCUGGAGCGACGACUUCGAACCCCCGACGAGCCGGAGCCGCUCCAGAUCAGCGGGUGUAUCGAUGGUCCAGAAACAGAAGUACAUCGAGCUCUUCCUUGUUGCUGAUAAUCGAGAGUACGAGAAGAUGGCGCGAGAUAAGACCAAGCUGAGACGGAGGAUAUUUGAAAUUGUCAACUUUGUCAACAUGGUGUACAAGCCGCUGAGGACCUUCAUUGCCCUGGUGGGGCUGGAGGUCUGGUCCGCCCAGGACCUGAUCCACGUGAGCCGCCCGGCCGGGGCCAACCUGGACGCCUUCAUGAAGUGGAGGAACUCUGUGCUGGUGAAAAGGAAGAAGCACGACAACGCACACCUCAUCAGCGGUAUCGACUUUGAGGGCGCCACCGUGGGAUUGGCUUACAUCGCGACUCUGUGCUCGGGUCACUCCGUUGGAAUAAUCCAGGAUCACAAUGCCAGGGCCGUGGCGGUGGGGGCCACGCUGGCCCACGAGAUGGGCCACAACCUGGGCAUGAGCCACGACGACUCCAGCAUCUGUGCCUGCUCUGGGGACAGCUGCAUCAUGGCGGCAGCACUCAGCUGGAACGUUCCUCGGACCUUCAGCAGCUGCAGCAGCAGCGACUACGAGAGGUACCUGCUGAGCCGCGGGCCCGACUGCAUGCUGGACCGACCCGACUACCGGGCCCUGGAGACGCCGCCGCUGUGCGGCAACGGCUUCGUGGAGGAAGGGGAGCGGUGCGACUGCGGCGGCGCGGAGGAGUGCACCAACCCCUGCUGCAACGCCACCGCCUGCACCCUGAGGGAGGGGGCCCAGUGCGCCGAGGGGGAGUGCUGCGAGGACUGCAAGGUCCUGCCCACGUCCCGGGAGUGCCGCAGGAGCCGUGACGUCUGCGACCUGGCGGAGUUCUGCGACGGGGCGAGCGCCGUCUGUCCCGAGAACAACUUCGCCGUGAACGGCCUGCCGUGCGACGGCGCCCGGGGACACUGCUACGACGGCCGCUGUCCCCAGAGGCCGGACCAGUGCGUCAAAAUGUACGGAGCGGGUGCCGUGGAGGCCCGGUCGUUCUGCUACAAGCAGAACGCCAGAGGACUUUACUACGGCUACUGCAGGCGCCCCGAUAAGGACCGCUUCAUGCCCUGCCAGGAGCAAGACGUGCUUUGCGGGAAGCUCUUCUGCCACGGCGGUAGCGACAACCCAAACUACGGCCGCAAGGUGACUCUGAGCGACUGCAAGGCGGCGCUCUUUGGUGACCACACCAAGGACUACGGCCAGGUGGACGCCGGCUCCACGUGUGGGGAUGGAAAGGUGUGCAGCCAGAACCAGUGUGUGGCGCUUGAGACGGCGUACAGAAAUAUAAACUGCUCAGCGGAAUGCGCGGGCCACGCUGUGUGUAAUCACCGGAGCGAGUGUCAGUGUGAGGCCGGCUGGGCGGCGCCGGCCUGCGACGCCAACGCCUCCAACGCCGUUUCCGCCGGAGGCAUCGCCGCCAUCGUGGUGGUGGUCGUCCUCGUGGCUCUGGGCGCCGCCGCCGCUGUGGUGGGGCUCCUGUGGAAGAGGCGGCAAAGCCCGGCGCCGCCCAGCGGCGCCCAGAGGAAGCAGCCGGCCGCGGACGGCGCCGCCCGCCGCCUCAACAAAGCGCCGCCGCCGAGCCAACCCUCGCCGGCGCAGGCUGCGAGGCUGAAACCCAAAGGAGCCCCGCCUCCGCCGCCGCCGGCAGGGAACCGACCGAAGCCGCCGGGCCAGAACUACACCGCCGCACGCCAGGCUCUGAGGCCGGUGCCUCCACCGAAGGCGUGACGACUGAUGCAGCGCCCCCUGCUGGUGAACCAGGGGAGACGCACCGUAGUCCGUCAACCCCCAACGAGCCGGUGGUCCGGACCGGUUUCUCCUCGAGGCGCCGGGUCCCGCUCGUGCGCAGCAGGAACCAACUGGACUUUGAAAGCACCAUCCAUCCGUUAUCGGCCGCGUAUUCCGGGGUCGGGUCGGUCGAAAGUACCGACUGGAUUUAAUUGUUUGAAAGUAUUCUGCGGCGAUUUCAUAUUUUUAUCGUCCAAAAUAUCGUGAACCCCUUCGAUGAACUUGGUUUCACAUUUCUGGAACUUUCUGAUGAAUCUUAGUGAGAUCGAGUAGAACUACAGACUGAAAGAGUUCAAAUGGACCGUCGGUGAUUGUUCUGCUCUUGACUCACGUAUUCCGCUUUAAAAAUAUAUAAAUACUAUGAAAUAAGAAGACAUGGAAGAUACAUGUUUCCAAUUUAAAUGACAUGUUUUAACCACUUUUACAGGAAAGACUCUGGGCGUUUACAAUCAGCAGACUGCUUUAGGAGUAACAGGAUAGGUCGACUCCCUCGCUGCUCGGCAACCUGCGCUCAAUGUCCAGGUGUUGCUUUAGUUUCAUUUCUUUCCCUCGGCCUAAACGUCUCACUGGAACAAGUUAACAGCGGUUGGAUGUAUCUGAAAACCCCAACGCCGUGUUCCUGAAGCUUUCAGGGCUUUGGCUGAAUGUUACUCCUCUGCUUUACCAGCUCUCGAGCAAGGCAUUACACGAAUGUCUACCGUCAGGCUAAAACGCUUCAUGUCAAUUUGUGAUUGAAAAUAAACCUAUUUUGUACAAAUG